Electrophorus electricus (electric eel) is the source of this 1976-nucleotide messenger RNA. Its product is annotated as C-type lectin domain family 10 member A-like. The record is from RefSeq and is a predicted model, not a curated record. Lineage: Eukaryota; Metazoa; Chordata; Actinopteri; Gymnotiformes; Gymnotidae.
AUGAAGGACCCUAGAGCCAAUAAUUCCGCCACUGGCAGCAAUGACUACGAUGAGGACUUUGACAGCACUGAUACUAGUGAUGACCGAGCCUUCUGGAGGAAAGCAACAGCACGCCCUGGUGGCCAGUCUCGGUGGUGCAUGUGUGUUUUCAGUGUGGCAGCCAUUUUGCUACUGGCACUCAUCAUCUCCAUUUCUUUGACCAAGGCGCAGGUGGACAGCAAGUUCUCUACAGUUGAGAGAGAAAUGAGCAACUUGACUCGGUCACUACAGUCUCUGACCUCCAAAAUACAGCAGCUGGAGAAGCAAGGUCAGGAAGAUCUUCAGAAAUGUAUGCUGAUGUCAGUGAGCCUGAACAUGCUGAAAGUAGAAAUUCAAGACAUGUCUACUAAUGUGAUCAACUUACGGGAAGUUGCAGCUCAGCUCAAAUGCAGUUUCAACAGACUCAACAACAAUACUCAGGAUCAGUGUUGUCCACUGCAGUGGACACUCUACUCUUCCCACUGUUAUUAUUUCUCCGAUUACGGCAUGUCCUGGCACCAAGCUCAAGAUGAGUGUGAGAGCAUGAAGGGGCAGCUGCUGGUGCUGAACAGCAAAAAGGAGAAGGAGUUUGUGAUCAGCCAUACUACUCCUCACUACUACUGGCUGGGUCUGACUGAUGAGAGGACAGGACAGUGGGAGUGGCUAGAUGGAACACCCUAUGUGAUGGUCAAAAGUGAAUGGAUGCCCGGCCAGCCUGAUAACUGGGAGGCUCAUGGUUUGGGUGGAGGGGAAGACUGUGCUCACUUCCACAGAGACGGCAGAUACAACGAUGACCACUGCUCUCGUGACUAUCGUUUUGUCUGCAAAUCCCACGCAAUCACAUCUGAUCAGUGAACACAUACACUUAUCUCAUAACACAUAAUGCACAUAAUAAGACACAAAUGAAACGUUCAAAAAUGAACACAGUUAUUAUCUCAUAACACUUGCCUGCACAUAAUAACACACAAAUUAAACGUUCAAAAAUGAACACAGUUAUUAUCUCAUAACACAUUCCUGCACAUAAUAACACACAAAUUACUUUUAAAAAGUAAAGAUAUCUCUACCAUGCAAAGAUAAACACGAGUCUCUUUUUACAAAUCUGAGUCAAGUCUCAAAUCUCUGUGAUACAAGUGAAAUCUGGGUCAAGUCUCGAGUCUCUGUAGUACAGGCCAAUCUGAGUCAUGUCUCGAGUCUCUGUAGUACAGGCCAAUCUGAGUCAAGUCUCGAGUCUCUGUAGUACAGGCCAAUCUGAGUCAAGUCUCGAGUCUCUGUAGUACAGGCCAAUCUGAGUCAAGUCUCAGAUUUCUGUGGUAUGAGUCAAGUUUAAGUCAACUCUCAAGUCCCCAUUAGAAGUUUUGUUUAAUCUCAUUGUUUACAGUUCAUAGUCUUAUUUAUUUAUGAAGUUGCUGACAUGCAUUCUCAAUUGCAAAGUCAUGGAACAGUGCCUGAAACCUAAUGUUAAAUAUAUGUUGGUCUGCAAACUAGCAUUAGCUAUCAAAAUAUAACAAAAUAUGGCAGUAGGACAAUGGCACAUGUAACUAUAAAACUAGAAACUGCUUAAAAUUAUAUGAAGUUUACUAGAAAAAGUAUUUAUUAGAUAUUGAUCUAGCUAGCUAGCUGGUUAGCAUACUUUUUAAACUACAGGCAAUCCAGGUAGCUAGCAUACUUGCUGUCCAUACCAACAUUUUCAUGUGUUUUAAGAUGUCUUACAAAGUUCAGUGUCAUUUUGCUAGUGUCCUUUAUUUUAACGUUGUGUGUAGCACUGGGAUUAUGUCCAUCUAACUCAAAGAGUUUGUACCUGAAGAUGCUGAUUAAAGGUUCAUCGUGUCCUAUGAGAUGCUGAUUAAAGGUUCAACGUGUGUUAUGAGAUGCUGAUUAAAGGUUCAUCGUGUCCUAUGAGAUGCUGAUUAAAGGUUCACCAUGUCUUAUGAAAUGCUGAUUAAAGGUCCACCGUGUCC